ACGCGGAAUGGAUUGUGGAGGAGCAGAAUGGAAGCGGGGAGGCCGCUCAGGGCACCCAGGCCAGGGGUGUGAGGGCGAGGGAGGAGCCCCAGACGACCGUUAACCGGGCACAUUUCUGUGCUCCCACCAAGACAAAGUGGGAGAAAUCUGCUGGGGACACAGGGAGGGUUCCUUUACCCAGAGCGGCAAGGCUCGUUACCACCGAACGCGCGCCCGUCUCCACCCGACGCCUUUUGGCGCGCGGGGGCGCCCGAGCCGCGCCGCGGGGCCUUCGCGCCGCCGCCGGAAGUGCUUUCCUGACCCGCCGCGCGGUGCCGGUCCGCGCCGUGCCGCUGGAAGAUGGCGCUGGAAGCCAGCGACAUGGAAGACGGGCAGCUCUCGGACUCGGAUUCCGACAUGACGGUCGCAGCCAGCGACAGGCCGCUCCAAGUGCCGAAAAUACUAGAUGGGGACAGUGCUGUGAGGUCCUUCCAAAGCACUGCAACAGCGUAUGUACCAGUGUCACAUUAUCGGACUGUUAAAAGUGUGGAUUCAAGUGAAGAGAGUUUUUCUGAUUCAGAUGAAGAUAGCUCUAUUUGGAAACGCAAGCGGCAGAAGUGUCUUAACCCUCCUUCCAAACCAGAGCCAUUUCAGUUUGACCAGAACAGUGAGAAACCACCUGUUGCUGGGGGAAAGAAGGUUAACAAUAUAUGGGGUGCCGUGCUACAGGAACAGAAUCAAGAUGCAGUGGCCACUGAACUUGGUAUCUUGGGAAUGGAGGGCACUAUUGACAAAAGCAGACAAUCUGAAACCUAUAAUUAUUUGCUUGCUAAGAAACUUAAGAGGGAAUCUCAAGAAUGUACAAAAGAACUAGACAAAGAACUAGAUGAAUAUAUGCAUAGCAGCAAAAAAAUGGGGUCAAGGGAAGAGGAAAAUGGGCAAGGUCAUCUGAAACGGAAACGACCUGUCAAAGACAGAGUAGGGUGCAGACUAGAAAUGAACUAUAAAGGCCGAUAUGAGAUCACAGAAGAAGAUUCUCAAGAGAAAGUAGCUGAUGAAAUUUCUUUCAGGUUACAGGAACCAAAGAAAGAUCUGAUAGCCCGAGUAGUGAGAAUAAUUGGGAAUAAAAAGGCAAUUGAACUUCUGAUGGAAACUGCAGAAGUCGAACAAAAUGGCGGCCUUUUUAUAAUGAAUGGUAGCCGAAGAAGAACACCAGGUGGAGUUUUUCUGAAUCUCCUGAAAAACACCCCAAGUAUCAGUGAAGAACAAAUUAAGGAUAUUUUCUACAUUGAAAAUCAAAAGGAAUAUGAAAAUAAAAAAGCUGCUAGGAAGAGGAGGACACAAGUGUUGGGUAAAAAGAUGAAACAAGCUAUUAAAAGUCUGAAUUUUCAAGAAGAUGAUGAUACAUCACGAGAAACUUUUGCAAGUGACACAAAUGAGGCCCUGGCCUCUCUUGAUGAGCCACAGGAAGGACACAGUGAAACCAAGUUGGAUGCAGAGGAGGCCAUUGAGGUUGAUCAUUCCCAGGAUUUGGACAUCUUUUAAGAACAUUUUGGACAUUUUGAGGAAUAGACCUUUCUAAAAUAACAUUGUAAUAAACCAUUUUUACUGAGAUUGCUUUGUUUUACUUUGCACUGAUAAACAUGAGAAUCAGGAGAAGAGAGAACAGUUUCUUGUUUUAAAUAAAAAUUAAUAUAUGUGGGGAGAUGAAUACAAUUGAUAGAAACAUUUAAAGAUUGCUUAUGUCUGACACCAUACUUAACAGUAUAUAACAUAGGAUUUAAUUUUCUCUGUUGCAUAUGCUAAUUAUUAUGAGUACUUUACUAGUUAAUAAUUGGUUUUGUCCAGGUUAUUAUAACACACCACUCAAAAAUCUAAUUUCUUUUUCUGACUUGUCUUUGUGGUGAAUUAUGCUUUGGUUUCAAAACAUUCCGUUAAGAGAUCCAUAUGGGACACAUAAUUAAGCUGUUACAAAUGCAUUCAAAUUUGUUUUCUCUAUGUUGUAAGAACUCCUAGGAAAUUUUAAGGAUAGAGACUUAAAAAAGAUUUAUAUUGAAGGUUCUUCCCUCUUGUUUAUGCAGAAGCAAAUAAAUGUCAAACUUUUCAAAGAAG
Sciurus carolinensis (gray squirrel) is the source of this 2091-nucleotide messenger RNA. It is a transcript of the gene Phax, whose product is annotated as phosphorylated adaptor for RNA export. The coding region runs from base 340 to 1524 and encodes 394 amino acids. Gene Ontology annotation, cellular component: nucleus. Gene Ontology annotation, biological process: snRNA export from nucleus. The record is from RefSeq and is a predicted model, not a curated record. The transcript is spliced from 5 exons. NCBI's taxonomy places the organism in Eukaryota, Metazoa, Chordata, Mammalia, Rodentia, Sciuridae.